Messenger RNA from Diaporthe batatas, 2866 nucleotides. RefSeq lists its product as uncharacterized. Gene Ontology annotation, molecular function: mRNA binding; protein binding. Gene Ontology annotation, cellular component: nucleus. The coding region runs from base 268 to 1251 and encodes 327 amino acids. Gene Ontology annotation, biological process: mRNA splicing, via spliceosome; maintenance of RNA location. The transcript has a single exon. NCBI's taxonomy places the organism in Eukaryota, Fungi, Ascomycota, Sordariomycetes, Diaporthales, Diaporthaceae. The record is from RefSeq and is a predicted model, not a curated record.
CUUGCUACCAGGACUUUUAGAAUAGCUUCCCACAUCACACGGCAUAACGUCUCCCAUUUCGUUUCCACACAACAUCGUCAACUGUCAACACAGGAGGUUCCUGUCGAGCCCAAACAGCCGCUUUCACGCCCCCUCCACUCAAUUCCAAGCAAACACCCACCCUAGCUGCAUUCGAAUUUUCAGAGGAAAUAGCACACAAAACCACAGCAUCUUCAAACCCUUCUCCGGCCAUUUGGCCCAGCCCGCUACUGCGAACAAUACAUCAAGAUGGGCCCUGGAAGCAUCUAUGAUGAGGAUGACUCAGGUGGGACGAAGCACCGAACAGACGAGGGCAGUGGCGAACCCAGUGGCUAUGAUCGGCCAAGCAAACGAAGUCAUCGACGGCGCAACUCGUCAGAACGCCACUCCGGACGCGACAGGCCGACAGAGAGCAGUCGGGACCGCCAUCGAUACAAGAGGCGUUCUAGAAGCCCGCGGCCCUCGAGGCAGAGUUCGCGGGAUCGAGGCGGCGACAGCAGGCGAAGAAGGCGGGACUCACGGUCACCCGCAAGCACAGACUCACGCAGACGACGGCGGAGCCGUUCGCGCUCUGCAGAAGCCCACAGCAGUGACAUGGCGGGACACAAAGUGAGCAAGCGCCACCGUCACUCAAGCCCGGGAAAGACCCACCGCGAGGACAGCCAGCCACUUGUCAGGCGAUCUGGCCCAUUGCCGUCGCAAGCGGAUUCCUUUGCGGUCAGCAACGGCGAGGAACCCGAAAAGCCCAAAGAGAAGCCCAACUUUGGAAAUACAGGCGCCCUCGCUGCUGCGUCAAACUCGGUCACGCAGGCAGACGGAACCACCAUCACGCUGAAGUAUCACGAGCCCCCCGAGGCGAGAAAGCCGCCUGCGCGGGACCAGUGGAAGCUGUUCGUGUUCAAGGGCAACGACGUCGUGGAUACGAUCGAGCUAGGGGCCCGGAGCUGCUGGCUCGUGGGGAGAGAGUCGGCAGUGGUCGACAUGGCCGCCGAGCACCCCAGCAUCUCCAAGCAGCAUGCUGUGAUCCAGUUCCGGUACACGGAGAAGAGGAACGAGUUUGGCGACAAGAUCGGGAGGGUCAAGCCGUACCUGAUCGAUCUGGAGAGUGCAAACGGCACCGAACUAAACGGUGACAAGGUACCAGACCGGCGGUAUCUGGAGUUGAGGCCCAAGGAUGUGGUCAAGUUCGGGCUCAGCACCAGGGAGUAUGUCAUCAUGCUCUCGAGAGAUUGAUGGGGCUGUUGGUAUUCGGGCCUACCCAAACACACCUCUUCGAGGCCGAUGUCGGCACAUGGGCCAAGUGACAUGAUGUUGCAUGAGGCCCUCGCUGCGCAACGCAAGAUACUGCCUUGCAGUCGUCACCAUGCCCACGUGGGCUGCAGGGAAGCAAAGCUCCCAUAGCCACCCGGCACCGAUCCCACCGUGCCAGCGCCAGCCGAGGCUCUGGCCGUCACAGAGCAAGAGACACUGUGCUCUGCCGGUUCCGUGGUGCCCUGACGCCGUGGCGCUCCGGUGGCACUCGCCCACACUCCACAGACCACCAGGGCGUACCCCGUACCUCGCACGAGCCUCUUCAGGCGAGGUUGACCGGCCACCCGGCGCGAGGUUGACAGGGCGCAAGUAAAUAGGAUAAAUGCUCCAUCGUACAACCCAAACCGUGGCCCAGCGGCUCCCACGGGCGACCUCUGCUCGCCUGUGACAGUCGUCUAGUUGUAGGAGACAAACGGACGAAAGAUGGUCACGACGUGGGACCAGGCAAACUUGGAUAUUGACAUACGACAGCAGCGAAAUCAAAUGGCAUCACAUUUCUAGAGGGCAGGAUGGUUAAAUUGCCCGAGUCAUGGAAGCAUCAAGUGCACUCACUCCAAGGUGGUCGGCCUGCCGCAGCCAGGAAGGAGGGUCGCUUUGGUGACAUGACUGCUCACGCCCUACACGAUGAGAGGGGUGUAAUAAAUGCUGCAACAAUUCCGGGGUGGAUGAGUUGAGCGGUGCGUCGCACAAGGUGGAUUAUCCAGUGUAACCUCCGUUGUGACGGACGACGAAUACCAGUCAUGGGACGGAGCUCGAGCCUUUGUUGCUACCCCCCAUCACCCAGCUUUUGCGAGAGGAUGAUUAUGCUUUUGAUCUGCUGAGCCCCCGAGAUCCACCUGCUCCUGGCGAUCCGAUCUGCCCAGUGCCCGGGCCAGCUAGGCCACACAGGCUGACAGGAGCAGAGGAGCAGAGGAGCAGAGGAGCAGCCUAAAUCCGCUAGCUUGCUGGUGUCUGGGGAACGCCUGACGGCAGGGAGCAGGGACAUCAGCCCGGUGCCCGGUUGACAGCAGCACGUGAAUGUGUGGCGUUGCGAACUGCUACCCUGCCAGCCUGCAGACGGAGGAGCGGGAUGCAGGGCCCCCUGAAUCGCUUGCAGCCUGCAGGUGUGUUGCCCGUUGUGUUAUUAGUCAACCACGAGGCCUCUGCUUGGGAUGGGCCCUCUGCACAGGCAGGCAGGGCCGCUCUCACUCUUUACCCCCCAGCCAGCCCUGCCCCUCUGUACCAUUGCCACUCACUGUGUGUCUUUGAUCCUCUGGUUUCUUAUUUUGUCACAAGGCUGAUCUACCACAGUGCAGUGCUAUUGCUGGCAGGCUGGCAGGAUGGCCUACCGGACAGCCUGCCGGCUAUAGCUUGGCGGUCAUAAUACAUGUACUUCUACAUACAUACAACCUCUCUCCAUAGGACAAGGCCCUGUGGCACAAUGUCCUGUGUAUGGGACAGACAAACUGUCAUAGAAUACCAGCUUAUGGGACGGGACAGGUCUAUGUAGAAUUGACGUCCCAUCACUUGCAGGAAUGCAACCAGCUAAUUUCUCUCC